Messenger RNA from Penicillium oxalicum, 7686 nucleotides. RefSeq names its product type I polyketide synthase. The record is from RefSeq and is a predicted model, not a curated record. Bases 1 to 7686 code for a protein of 2561 amino acids. Gene Ontology annotation, biological process: fatty acid biosynthetic process; secondary metabolite biosynthetic process. NCBI's taxonomy places the organism in Eukaryota, Fungi, Ascomycota, Eurotiomycetes, Eurotiales, Aspergillaceae. Gene Ontology annotation, molecular function: oxidoreductase activity; fatty acid synthase activity; phosphopantetheine binding. The transcript has 5 exons.
AUGGCCGCCAACGAUGGAGAAAAGCCCACGCCCGUGGCCAUUGUGGGAAUGGCAUGUCGCUUGCCCGGACAAGUCAGUAGCUUGGAAUCAUUCUGGGAACUGUGCUCCCGAGGGCGCAGUGGAUGGUCAGAGAUGCCUGAAAGUCGAUUCAAAGCUGCGGGCUUCUAUCACCCCAAUCCCGAUCGCGUGGGCUGUUUCAAUCCGAAAGGUGCUCAUUUCCUUGAAGAGGAUGUGGCAUACUUCGAUGCGCCCUUUUUCAACAUCACCGUGCAAGAAGCGCGGUCCCUCGAUCCACAGCAACGCUUACUCCUCGAGUGCUCAUACGAGGCAUUGGAAAAUGGUGGAAUUACCAAGGAAUCGCUCCGAGGCCGUGACGUGGGAGUCUUUGUGGGCGGAUCACCGUCGGACUAUGAAGUUCAGAACUACCGCGAUGUGGCGACUAUCCCCAUGCAUCACGCCACCGGGUGCGCGACAGCUCUCCAGUCAAAUCGCAUCUCUUACUAUUUCGAUCUGAAAGGUCCCAGUAUGACUGUGGAUACAGCUUGCUCGUCGAGUCUGACAGCCUUGCACCUGGCCUGUCAAAGCCUGAAAUCCAAAGAGUGUUCUGCAGCUCUCGUGGGUGGGUGUCAUUUGAAUCUGCUGCCAGAUCCUUUCGUGUCCAUGUCUCUAUCAAGGCUGUUUUCUGAGUCGGGAAGGAGCUUCCCCUUCGAUCAAAAGUCAAAGUCACAAGCAGUGAAUGGAUACGGCCGUGGGGAAGGCGCGGGAUGCAUCGUCUUGAAGCCGCUUCAAGACGCCAUCGAUGCAGGCGAUGCGAUUCGCGCCGUCAUUUGGAACACCGGUGUGAACCAAGAUGGGCGGACUCGUGGUAUCACAAUGCCAAACACUCUGUCUCAGGAGGAGCUCAUCCGCAAGGUGUACUUACAGGCACAAAUCGAUCCCGCAGAAACUGGCUACGUUGAAGCCCACGGGACGGGCACCACAGUCGGUGACCCAGCUGAGGCUCGCGCCUUGUCAGCAGUUCUCUGCGAUGGCACGAGUCGUCAAAGCCCGCUUCUCAUCGGAUCAGUCAAAUCAAACGUUGGUCAUACAGAGGGAGCGAGCGGAAUCAUUGCGGUCAUCAAGACCGCACUUAUUUUGGAGAGAGGUUUUGUCUUACCCAAUUGCGGUGUUACUCAACCAAAUGAAGAGAUUCCGAUGGAGCAAUGGAAACUGAAGGUCCCAAAGAAAAUGGCUCCUUGGCCAAAAGGGAAAAAAUAUGCCAGCGUCAACAACUUUGGUUUCGGUGGAACAAACGUGCACGUCAUCAUGGGCAGGCCCCCUUCGCUUCAAUCUCUAGACAGUGCAAACGGCACUCCGACGCAAGCCACAAGCAUUGGCGCGCAGGACGAACGUCGUUCAGCCAGAUAUGUUUAUGCAAUUUCGGCUCCCACCAAGAGAGCUCUUGGAGCGGUCGCGAAAAAUGUGAUCAACUACCUCGAGAAACACCCAGACGCUUACGACGCGUUUGUGAUGGGAAAUAUUGCUUAUACACUGGGACAAAGGAGAAGUUUGUUCCCAUGGAGAUCCGCCGUGUCUGCCUCAAAUAGCAAGGACUUGAUUGCUCUUCUCUCUGGUAACUUGGACAUCUUCGAUGGUUCAAAAGAGCCAUCUGUCUCGCUUGUUCUCACUGGUCAAGGUGCGCAAUGGUACGGUAUGGGACGAGAACUUCUUGCUGCGUCCCCCGUCUUUCGGGCGUCAAUACAAUUGAUUGAUGAGAUUUUGAACGCAUUGGAAAGCGAUGUGUCAAUAAUAGGUAGGCUCCCAGAUCUGAGAAUUCCCCAGAAGAUAGCUAACUUUUCCGAAGAUGAACUCCAAAAGGAUGCUUCUUGCAGCUCUCUUUACGAGCCCGCCGUCAGCCAACCUGCAUGCACAGCUCUUCAAAUAGGCCUCAUUGAUUUGAUGCGCUCAUGGGGAGUGAAUGUCCAGUCUGUUAUUGGACAUUCCAGCGGAGAAAUAGCGGCUGCUUACGCCGCCGGAAUUUUGGAUGUGCAGCAAUGCGUGAAAAUCGCCUACGCCCGAGGCGUCGCCGCACAAUCGCUCAAAGACGACUCAAAACAGGAGGAGGGAAUGAUGAUGGUCGCUGGUGCUAGUUCCACAACCCUUCAGCCAUAUAUCGACCAAGUGUCAGAUGGACGCACAGUCAUAGCAUGUAUUAACAGCGAGACAAGCGUCACAAUUUCCGGUGAUGCAGCCUCAAUCACAGAGCUGGACUCUGUGUUAAGCCAAGCCAAGAUUUUUACACGCAAGCUUCGCACGGGAGUGGCCUAUCACUCGCCCCAAAUGAAGCAAAUCGCCCAAAGCUAUCGCACGCUUAUGGGGGAAAUUGUUCCUAAGGCUUCAGGAAUCCCCUUCCACUCCACCGUGCGUGGCGACGUUGUGGACGCCUCGAUAUUGACCGAGGAUUAUUGGAUCGAGAAUCUUACCUCCCCAGUCCUUUUUUCACAGGGUCUGCGAAGCUUGGUCUCCGCCAUAGGAAGAGAUGAGACGGAGAAGCGGAAUCAUUUACUCAUCGAAGUUGGCCCUCAUCCAGCACUACAGUCCCCAUGUCUUAGCGUCAUACAGCAGGGCUCCGCGCAGGUUGAAUAUCACUAUCUUCCCAGUAUUAGACGGAACUAUGAUGCAGUCACUUCUAUGCAAAACCUUGCCUCGUCACUCUUUUCCAGAGGAGUCCUGGUCGACAUGGGGUCUAUUAAUGGUUUCCAGGCCUUUGGCGAGAAGCCUAAGUUGCUCACCAACAUGUUCAAUUACCCUUGGGACCAUUCAACUCGCCUCUGGCAUGACUCGCGAGUGACAAGAAAUUCGUCACACCCCCACUUCCCUCGCAAUGACAUUCUGGGAAGUUUCUGCAUUGAAAACAUCGACGUUGAGCCUCGAUGGAGAAACAUCAUCAGAGUGGACGAUCUGCCUUGGGUGAGACAACACAAGGUACAUGGCAAUUCAGUCUACCCGAUGACAGGGUUUUUGUCCAUGGCGGUCGAGGGUGUAUCCCAACUGGCGCAGCUGCAAAAUAUCCAGCUUGAGUGUGUCGAAUUGCGCAAUGUCAAAAUGCAGCGGAUGCUUGUGUUGUCUGACACAUCGCCAGUAGAGGUGAUGCUAUCCAUGAAGCUCCAAAAUGGGACCUCGAUGACCCAUGGGGCGUGGUAUGAGUUCUGGACUUACUCGUGGGCUGAUGGUCGAGGUUGGGAUGCGCACUGUCACGGAUUUAUUAUCGCCAGGGGUCCCGAGAAGUCAAAUCCCGUGACCAAAGCCAAGCUUGCUCUCGCUCAAAGUCUCUCUCUCUUUACCGAUCAGUGCACGCAGGAUGUCAAUCUGACCGAAGUUUACGCCAAUAUUGCUUCUACUGUCCUGGAUUAUGGACCCAUCUUCCGGGAAUUCUCCCGCAUCGCUCUGAGCGGGGAUGGAAAAUCCAUCGCGAACGCCAGAGUCCCAGAUACCAGCAGCUGCAUGCCAUUCGGUUAUGAAACCAAAUGUCUAGUCCACCCUGUCACACUUGACAUGUAUCUUCAGCAGUUCUGGUUUUUCUGCGGCUUUGAAAAAGCCGGACCAAACUUCUCCUACCUGGCACACUCCGUGGAGCAUAUGCUUAUUCCUGUAAACGAUACCGUGAAACCCGGCACGCCGUUCAAGCUGUUCACAACGCAAGACAGGAAAGUGAAGGACGGAGAAAAUGCGAGCUACAACGUGUUAGGAGUGGUCGAGGAGACAGGCGAGCCUUGGAUCACGGUGACUGGGUUCACUGCUACGCGAGUCAAGGAUGCCUCGACCAGCUUUGAUGAGUCUUUGAAGAAAUCUAUCUGCUUUCGAGAGCACUUUGAGCCAUGCCUGGAUCUUCUGCGGGAAAAUAGCCCUACAUUGAAGAACAACUCCAGGCUCGAUUUCAGACUUGAUGUGGAGCAAAUGCGUCUGUUAGAGCAAGCGUCCCAUUACUACAUAAGCAAGGCGCUCCUACAAGUGCCUGAACAACUUGACACAUUCUUAUCACACCAUAAAUUGCUUUAUCAGUGGAUGCGACGAGUCUGUCCACAGCCUGAGAAGUCUGUUCAGGAGGUUGACGAGCAGACACUGAGUGCAGUCCGCUCAAUGAGCGCUGCUGGAAAGCUGUCAUGCAAAGUCGGCGAGAAUCUUCCAGCCAUAUUGCAAGGUCAACAAGAAGCACUUUCUAUCAUGGUCGAAGAUGAUCUCUUGAAUCAGUACUACGGGAGUCUCGAUGGGUACCGUCGGAGCUAUGAAAAUGCAUCCUUGUGCAUUGAGAAGAUGGCACAUCAAAACCCAAAUAUGGAUAUUCUGGAGAUUGGUGCAGGGACAGGAUCCGCAACCCUCCCGGUCUUGGAAACAUUUGGUGGAAAGAAUGGGAAAAGUACUCCGAGAUUCAGUCAUUUCACUUACACUGACAUUUCGAGUGGCUUCUUCGAGAAAGCUCGCGAGAAAUUUCAUGACUGGGACUCCCUCAUGACUUACAAACGGCUCGAUAUUACCUCGGAUCCAAUCGAACAAGGUUUCACUGCGAAGUCCUUUGAUUUCAUUGUCGCAUGCAAUGUGUUACACGCGACUCCGAUGAUUCAUGAGACCAUCGCAAAUGUGCGCAAGCUCCUGAAGCCCGGUGGUAAACUUCUUCUGAUCGAAGAGACCAUGAUGCAUCAGCGACUUUUCCUUUUCGCAUGUCUGCCCGGUUGGUGGGCCAGUCAGGAUGGAAGACAGAGCAACGGUCCUCUACUGUCACAGGAAGAAUGGAAUGACGUCCUCGAACAGAACGGAUUCUCUGGUGUCGAUAUUUGCCUGCAAGAUUUCCCAGGUGCGUUUGAGGCCUCCAAUUGCAUGAUGGUCACGACCGCUGUUGAGGACUCCCAGGUCAGUGAGCAAGAAGUUGCCAUUGUUGAGCUAGGGACGCAAAACCGUGUUCCUGGGUGUGCUUUGAUUCAACCUCUCAAGGAAAUCGGGGUAGAAGCGUCCCAUACCCUGCCUAAUAUAGAAGAUGCCGUUGCACAUGGUAAAAUCUGCAUCUUCAUGUGCGAAAUCGGUCAAACAUUGCUUGACAAUUUGACUCAAAGCCAGUUUGAAGCCGUCCAGCGGUUGAUAUCAACCGCAAAGGGAGUUCUUUGGAUCAUUGGCCAUGAACGUUCGCCAAUUCAGUGUGCUAGUCAGAAGAUGGUACUCGGUCUGGCACGCACAGUACGCAAUGAGAUGGGUUUGCCAUUUGCCACAUUGGAUCUUGGCUAUCUCGAGGACCUCACAAGCAAAGAGGCAAUUCGACAUAUCAGAGAUGUUUUCAAGGCCGUCUUCAGCGAAUCUUCUUCGUCCAUACUCAUGCAUGCAGAUAUGGAGUUCAGUGUUCGAGCGGGCGAAGUUGGUGUUUCGCGCAUAAUCGAUGAUUCCGUCAUGAACCUGAGCAUGCUGCAAGGAGCAGGCCAAGCUCCCCCGCAGCUGCAGCCUUUUGAGCAAGUUGGCAGGCCCUUGGCGCUUAAGCUGACAGAUACCGGAGGUCUGGACGGAUUCUACUUCACAGAUGACAAUAUUGCAAAGAACACUUUGCAAGAUGGAUUUGUCGAGAUUCGAGUAUGCUACUCCGGUCUCAACUUCAAGGACAUCAUGAUGGUCAUGGGUGAGGUCCCUGGAAACGAUAUUGGAAUCGAGUGCAGUGGCAUUGUCACGGCUGUUGGUACAGGUGUUGAAGAUCUGGCGGCGGGUGACCGAGUUUGCGCCAUUUUCAAAGGAUGCUUCUCAAACUACAUUCACUGUCCCGCAAACAAUGUCUGGAAACUGCCUUCCGGUAUAGCCCUUGAUGUCGCAGCCACUAUUCCUGUGACAUUCUGCACAGCUUACUACUCGAUGAUUGAUGUGGCCCGACUUGAACCGGGAGAAAAUGUUUUGAUUCACUCUGCCGCCGGUGGGGUUGGACAGGCUGCCAUUCUUCUUGCGCAGUCGGUCGGAGCCAAUAUCUUUGCCACCGUGAGUACGCAGGAGAAGAAAGAGUUCCUUGUGCGGACCUAUGGUUUGAAAGACGACCACAUCUUUUACAGCCGAAACACCGGAUUUGGUCAAGCUAUUCGCAACGCAACUCAAGGACAUGGUGUUGAUGUCGUGUUGAAUUCUCUCAGUGGCGAUUUCCUCCGAGUUUCGUUUGAGACGCUAGCACCGUUUGGUCGCUUCGUGGAACUCGGAAAAAGAGACUUUUUGCAGAAUUCUCGACUUGAGAUGGCUCAUUUCCUGAAUAAUGUGUCCGUGUGCUCUGUGGAUCUAGUCAUUGUCAUGGAACGUAGGCCGAAGCUUCUCAAACGAUUGUUGGGAGAUGUGUUCCGAGAAUUUGGCCAGGACGUCUUCUGCCAACCUCCAUGGCCGAUAUCAACCUACUCAGUAUCUGACACCGAACACGCUUUCCGAGAGUUGCGAACCGGCCGUUUGAUUGGCAAAAUUGUGAUUGAGAUGAACCCCGACGCCCUUGUAAAGGUUCAUCCUCCCGCAAGAUCGGACGAUUUAGUCCGACAAGAUGCGACAUAUGUUGUCGUUGGUGGUAAUAAGGGAAUUGGACUAGAUAUCACUUCUUGGCUUGCCGAUAGUGGCGCACGGCACCUAGUCAUUGUGUCUCGCACUGGCCUUGUUGGCGAGCAAGCUCAGAAUCAGGUGGUUCAGCUCAUCAACAAGGGCAUCACCGUCAAAGUCUGCAAGUGCAGCGUGGAGAAUAAAGAUGAACUAGCAAAUGGCUUGAAACAUGCGCUAUCUGGUGUGCCCCCAGUACGCGGUGUUAUAUAUGGUGCAAUGAUCUUGCGGGACGUUCCCUUCGAGAAGAUGAGGUAUGCGGACUACAAUGCUGUGGUCACGACACGUGUACAAGGUUUGUGUAACGUGUACGACAUCAUUUCGAGUUCUAAUGACGAACUGGAUUUUGUCAUAAAUCUGUCUUCGGUAGCAGGUGUUGUGGGAAAUCUCACACAGGCUGCAUACGCAGCUACUGGGACUUUCAUGGAUGGCUUUGCCCAAGCUAUGAGCGAUGUAGGAGUGCCAUGCACCACCAUCGAUCUUGCUCCAGUACGAGACGUGGGCUAUCUGGCGAAGGACAAGAAAACUCAAGAGGUUGUUCAGGGUACCUUUGGUGGUAAUUGGCUGGAUGCAGAUGACAUUCACAACCUCCUGGCUAGUGCCAUCAAGGGCGUCAUCAAGAAAUCCUCCAACGGCCACUGUAUCACAGGGCUGGACUCCAUUCAGCUGGAUAGCGUAUCCGCUGGUCAGGCCUGGAUGAAAGACGCUCGCUUCUCCCAGCUGAUUCGGGCCGCCAGUGCCUCUGCCCCCUCGGAGUCUGGAGAUUUUUCCAAGUCUCUGGCAUUGGAGAACCCGGCGAAGGCGCUUCAACAAGCACAAAGUUUCGAGCAGGCUCAAGGUAUCAUUGCACAGGCCCUGCUGAAGAAGCUUUGCAGUCUUCUCAUGUUGUCAUUGGACGAUGUUGAUGUCUCCAAAUCAAUCUCGGCGUUCGGUUUGGAUUCACUUGUUGCGAUUGAGGUCCGUCACUGGAUCUCUCGUGAAUUCGAUGCUGGGCUUCAGCUUUUGGAGAUUCUUGCAAGUGACUCCGUGAAUGGAUUGGCUACGUUGAUCACGGGCAGGUCUGGGGUUCUUUCGGAAGAUAUGAGGACCGCGAGCGCCAUUUCGACACAUUGA